AGAGCGGCAGGAGUUGAUAGUGGUCAGAAAUUGCAGUCUCAGAAUAUAUAAGAAGGUAGACAUUCCACUUACAGAUCUCAGAAUUCUCUUUUGCUGGUCAGAGCCUCUACAAACGCACACCUUAUUCUAGCCCCGUCUUGAUCAUGCAGUACACCAGUGGCAGCCUGUUGUGGCUCCUUAAACUCUCCAUUGGUGUUGCUGGAACACCACUAUUCCAAAACCAUGGUACACUUUCCGGCUGGGAUGCAUUCAAUCAUGAGAACAAAGGCACCGUUAGCGAAAGCACAAGUGUCUCUUAUGAACCCAGCACAUCUCUCAAAAUGAUCCAGACCUACGAUCCGGAUUGGGAUGGUCGUUACCACUCAGAGGCCAUCAAAACAAAUGUCUACACUGUAGGCGACCAGGGAUUUUACGGCUUUGCCUUUCGUCUGCAUUCUGAUUGGGAUACUUCCAGUACCCAGACUUUUAACAUUGCGCAAACCAUUGCCAACUUGGCCACCAACGAGCACAACACAUGUGGUGAUGAUUGGAUUCCGUCUAUGAUGAUGUGGGUUGAGCAGGGCCAGCUCAGAACCCGACGAAAGGGAAACAAUAUGUGCGGUACCAACGGCGAUAGCAAGUGGACUAGCGGUUACGACUACGAGGAGUACACCGUUGGCACGAUCUCACCUGGUGUUUGGUACAAGGUGGUUAUCCAAGCCAGCUGGCAGAGCGACGCCACCGGUUUCUACAAGGUUUGGCUUGAUGGCGUCAAGAAGGUCGAGGAGUACAACAUCAUCACAACCUACCUUGAUGUGAGUAAGAAGGGUCACUUUCAGUUCAGUGUCGGUCUAUAUGCCAACAGUUGGCAUGACCAGAAAAAGCUUGUCGGAUCUGGGGAUAGACAGCUCUGGAUUGAUGAGGUUGGCAUUGGCAGCACUUUUGCAGAUGCAGACCCGGCUCAGUGGUGAACGUGGACAGUUUAGCGGUGUAAGUAGCUCAGAGGUCUCAGGAUGAUCAUAUGAGAGCAACAGAAGCCAAACUAGAUAAGG
Messenger RNA from Truncatella angustata, 1031 nucleotides. Its product is annotated as polysaccharide lyase. The record is from RefSeq and is a predicted model, not a curated record. The transcript has 2 exons. NCBI's taxonomy places the organism in Eukaryota, Fungi, Ascomycota, Sordariomycetes, Amphisphaeriales, Sporocadaceae. Bases 144 to 950 code for a protein of 268 amino acids.